UACAGUUACUUUUCUAUAUCGAACUUUAUGGUUUGUUAAUAAUAUGCUGCCUUUGUGGGACUCAGAAAUGCUAAUGGUAAGAAGGCUAUUUAUUCACUGCACUGAAUAGAAGAGCUGCAGGAACAAUGGCUUCAAAGGUCUCAUGUUUAUACGUGCUAACAGUAGUUUGUUGGGCAAGUGCUCUUUGGUACUUAAGUAUAACACGUCCUACUUCUUCCUACAGUGGCCAUAGACAGUUCAAUACCAUAUCAAUAGCCAGGAAAAAUGUCUCUUUUGGCAACAUAAGAACUCGACCUAUAAAUCCACAUUCAUUUGAUUUUCUUAUAAAUGAGCCUACUAAAUGUGAGAAAAGCAUCCCUUUUCUAGUCAUUCUUAUCAGCACAACUCACAAAGAAUUUGAUGCAAGACAAGCUAUUCGAGAGACAUGGGGAGAUGAAAACAACUUUAAAGGCAUUAAAAUUGCCACUCUCUUCCUCCUAGGGAAAAAUUCAGAUCCUGUGUUAAACCAGAUGGUAGAGCAAGAAAGUCAAAUUUUUCAUGAUAUUAUCGUGGAGGACUUCAUUGAUUCUUAUCAUAACCUCACCCUUAAAACAUUAAUGGGUAUGAGGUGGGUGGCCACAUUUUGUUCUAAAGCAAAAUAUGUCAUGAAGACAGACAGUGAUAUUUUUGUAAAUAUGGAUAACCUUAUUUAUAAACUGCUCAAACCCAACACCAAGCCAAGAAGACGGUACUUUACUGGUUAUGUUAUCAAUGGAGGACCAAUUAGGGAUGUCCGCAGUAAAUGGUACAUGCCUAGAGAUUUGUACCCUGAUAGCAAUUACCCACCAUUCUGUUCAGGCACUGGCUACAUUUUUUCAGCGGAUGUAGCAGAAAUGAUUUACAAAACUUCUCUGCACACUAGACUUCUUCACCUUGAAGACGUGUAUGUUGGACUCUGUCUUCGAAAGCUUGGCAUUCACCCUUUCCAAAACAGUGGCUUCAAUCAUUGGAAAAUGGCCUACAGCUUGUGUAGAUAUCGCAGAGUGAUCACUGUGCAUCAGAUAACUCCAGAAGAAAUGCACAGAAUUUGGAAUGACAUGUCAAGCAAGAAGCAUCUUAGGUGUUAA
Molecule: messenger RNA, 1106 nt
Organism: Alligator sinensis (Chinese alligator)
Lineage: Eukaryota; Metazoa; Chordata; Crocodylia; Alligatoridae
Gene: B3GALT1
Product: beta-1,3-galactosyltransferase 1
Exons: 1
Coding region: 126-1106 (326 amino acids)
Cellular component (GO): membrane
Molecular function (GO): N-acetyl-beta-D-glucosaminide beta-(1,3)-galactosyltransferase activity
Source: RefSeq, a predicted model, not a curated record